Scleropages formosus (Asian bonytongue) is the source of this 1346-nucleotide messenger RNA. RefSeq names its product abhydrolase domain containing 17C, depalmitoylase (gene abhd17c). The transcript has 4 exons. The record is from RefSeq and is a predicted model, not a curated record. Gene Ontology annotation, molecular function: palmitoyl-(protein) hydrolase activity. Gene Ontology annotation, cellular component: plasma membrane; endosome membrane. Gene Ontology annotation, biological process: regulation of postsynapse organization; protein depalmitoylation. The coding region runs from base 73 to 957 and encodes 294 amino acids. NCBI's taxonomy places the organism in Eukaryota, Metazoa, Chordata, Actinopteri, Osteoglossiformes, Osteoglossidae.
GCUGUAACCCGGAAGCAGUGCUUCAAGGUUUUAUGGCGUUUGUCGGGAGCGGAUUAAAAGCCCGCAGCCUCGAUGCCCGAGCAAGGCCCCAGGAUGAACGGCUUCUCCAUCAGCGAGCUCUGCUGGCUCUUCUGCUGCCCGCCGUGCCCCGGUCGCAUCGCGGCCAAGCUCGCCUUCCUCCCCCCGGAGCCCACCUACUCGGUACAGACGGCCGCCGACGGCACGUGCAGCCUGCACCUGAGCGAGCGCGCCGACUGGCAGUACUCGCAGCGCGAGCUGGACGCCGUGGAGGUGUUCGAGACGCGCACGAGCCGCGGCAACCGCGUGGGCUGCAUGUUCGUGCGCUGCGCGCCCAACAGCCGCUACACGCUGCUCUUCUCGCACGGCAACGCCGUGGACCUGGGCCAGAUGUGCGGCUUCUACAUCGGCCUGGGAUCGCGCAUCAACUGCAACGUGUUCUCGUACGACUACUCGGGCUACGGCAUCAGCAGCGGGAAGCCGUCCGAGAAGAACCUGUACGCGGACAUCGAGGCCGCCUGGCACGUUCUCAGGACCAAAUAUGGUGUGGCCCCUGAGAGUGUAAUCCUCUAUGGCCAGAGCAUCGGCACUGUGCCAACAGUGGAUCUGGCAUCUCGCUACGAGUGUGCGGCUGUCAUCCUCCACUCACCACUCAUGUCUGGGCUUCGGGUGGCCUUUCCAGACACCAGGAAGACCUACUGCUUUGAUGCCUUCCCAAGCAUCGACAAAGUGUCUAAGGUGACAUCACCGGUUUUGGUGAUCCAUGGCACGGAGGAUGAAGUCAUCGACUUCUCCCAUGGUCUGGCCAUCUAUGAGCGGUGUCCUCGCGCUGUCGAACCCCUUUGGGUGGAAGGGGCAGGCCACAAUGACAUCGAGCUGUACUCACAGUACCUGGAGCGGCUGAAGCAGUUCAUCUCCUUUGAACUGCCGAACUCCUGAAAGCAUCCCCAGGAGGACGAGGAGGAAGACCCAAAAGCUUAGGAGCAUGGCAGAUCCUCUUCUGUAAAGGACCAGGACCUGGUCAGUGAUUGCUCCUGCUUUUGAAUGCAGAUCCUUCUCAGCUUCUGUUGCAGUAGAAUACGGUCAGUCUUUGUUUCUGGGGGUGAGUUUUCAAUGUGUGAAUUUUACAACUUUAUACUUUUUUAUACUUGAAGGGAAUCUUGGAAAAAAUGUUUUUGCACCUCAGAUAUGAAUUUCAUUUUGUUUUUAAUAAUUUCACAUAUCUUUAAAGAAUAACAGAAGCACUUUCCUUGUGCAGUAAUUAUGAUGUUGUGGUUUUUUUUCCUUUCGAUUGUUAUGUUAGCAUUCCAUUUUUUUCAAUGGGAAGA